This is a messenger RNA of Brienomyrus brachyistius, 5966 nucleotides long. It is a transcript of the gene srgap2, whose product is annotated as SLIT-ROBO Rho GTPase activating protein 2. Gene Ontology annotation, molecular function: protein binding. Bases 525 to 3827 code for a protein of 1100 amino acids. Gene Ontology annotation, biological process: signal transduction; negative regulation of cell migration. The record is from RefSeq and is a predicted model, not a curated record. Gene Ontology annotation, cellular component: cytoplasm. Lineage: Eukaryota; Metazoa; Chordata; Actinopteri; Osteoglossiformes; Mormyridae. The transcript is spliced from 23 exons.
UACUCCGCUUUCUUAUCCUAUGCGAAGGGGCGGGCUUAUUCUUUCAGACUUUGGAGAAAUGUUCGAAAGUUGGAAGCGGUGCGGUUGACGGGAAAAGCCCUUUGCCGAGAUUAACAGAACCCAAAUGGAAAUAGUAUUCGAGGGGGAAGUCAACCACUGCAUGACACGCUGCUCACCCUGCUAUGAAUGCUCGCAAUAAGAACAAACUUUCUGGAUACGACAGUCGGCUUGAUUUUGGUGCAUGGGAAUGAGCCUGAAUUUUUUUUCUUUACUGCCGUGAUCAGGGACGUUUAUAUAAAUAUAAAAAAAUCUCACGGAAGAGCACUGCUGGCUGAAGUCUCAUAAUGCGGACGGCUUGAACAUCAACAGGGAACAAUAACAAGUACGACGCUGUUUGGGUUUAUCGGCAGUUUAUUCGCGGACUUCUCUCUUUCUCCGGUCGAAUUACAACGAUUACGUUUAUUUUAUUGGCGAAUAUUGUUACUGCCUCGCCGUUCAAUUUAGGCUUCUGAAAUCAAAUAGAGAUGACGUCUCCAGCAAAAUUUCGAAAAGACAAGGAAAUAAUAGCUGAAUAUGAAACGCAAGUAAAAGAGAUCCGUGCCCAGCUGGUGGAGCAGCUGAAGUGCCUGGACCAGCAGUGCGAGCUGCGGGUGCAGCUCCUCCAGGAUCUGCAGGACUUCUUCCGCAAGAAGGCCGAGAUCGAGGUGGAGUACUCGCGCAACCUGGAGAAGCUGGCCGAGCGCUUCAUGGCCAAGACGCGCAGCACCAAGGACCACCAGUUCAAGAAAGAGCAGAACGUCCUGUCACCAGUGAGCUGCUGGAACCUGCUGCUGAGCCAGGUGAAAAGGGAGAGCCGAGACCACGCUACACUCAGCGACCUCUACCUCAAUAACAUCAUCCCACGCUUUGCACAGGUCAGCGAGGACUCUGGACGCCUCUUCAAGAAGAGUAAAGAGAUCGGCGUCCAGCUGCAAGAAGACUUGAUCAAGGUCCUCAACGAGCUUUACACGGUAAUGAAGACCUACCACAUGUACAACACGGACAGCAUCAACGCCGAGAGCAAGCUGAAGGAGGCCGAGAAGCAGGAGGAGAAGCAGAUGAGCCGCUCCGUCAAACAGGACGAGCGGCAGACGCCCCGCUCCCCUGACUCGCUGGCCACCAUCAAGGCCGAGGAGAAGCACGUUCGCCGCAGCUCCGUCAAGAAGAUCGAGAAGAUGAAGGAGAAGCGCCAAGCCAAAUACACUGAAAACAAGCUGAAAGCCAUCAAGGCCCGCAACGAGUACCUCCUAGCGCUGGAGGCCACCAACUGCUGCGUCUUCAAGUACUACAUCCACGAUCUCUCCGACCUCAUUGACUGCUGUGACCUGGGCUACCACGCCAGCCUGAAUCGGGCUCUCCGCACCUACCUCUCAGCCGAGUUCAACGUGGAGACGUCUAAGCAUGGAGGCCUGGAGGCCAUCGAGAGCGCGGCCGAGAACCUAGAGGCUAACAGUGACAAGCAGCGCCUCAUGGAGACCUACAAUCACGUCUUCUGCCCCCCAGUGCGCUUCGACUUUCAGUCCCAUAUGGGGGACAUGGUGGGACACUUGUGUGCCCAGACUCCCCUGCAGGGGGAGCUUCUCCAGAGGUGCCAGCAGCUGCAGUCCCGCCUCUCCACCCUCAGGAUAGAAAACGAAGAGGUGAAGAAGACCAUGGAAGCCACCCUGCAGACCGUCCAGGACAUGGUGAACAUCGAGGACUAUGAUGUCACUGACUGCUUCCACCACAGCAAUUCCAUGGAGUCCGUCAAGUCCACUGUCUCGGAGUCGUUCAUGAGCAAGCCCAGCCUGGCGAAGAGGCGUGCCAACCAGCAGGAAACCGAGCAGUUCUACUUCACGAAGAUGAAGGAGUUCCUGGAGGGGAGAAACCUGAUCACCAAGCUGGAUGCCAAGUAUGACCUGAUUCAGAAGACACUGGGAGAAAGCCAGAAGACUGAAUGCUGUGUUGCCAGUGGAAGGAGGAACUCGGCCGUGCACAAGCAGGAAUCCAACCAAGUCAUUCCACUGAUGGUGGAGAGCUGCAUCCGAUUCAUCAGUCGGCAUGGCCUGCAGCACGAGGGCAUCUUCAGAGUAAACGGGUCACAGGUGGAGGUCAACGACAUCAAGAACGCUUUCGAGAGGGGCGAGGACCCCCUGGCAGGCGACCAGAACGACCAUGACAUCGACUCCAUCGCCAGCGUGCUGAAGCUGUACUUUCGGGGCCUGGAGAACGCCCUCUUCCCGAAGGAGGUCUUCCAUGACCUCAUGUCCUGUGUCUCCAUGGAGAGUCUCCAGGACAGAGCUGUUCACAUCCGGAAGGUUCUGCUGAUUCUUCCUAGCAGCACGCUGGCCGUCAUGAGAUACCUGUUUGCUUUCCUCAACCACUUGUCCCAGUACAGCGAGGAAAACAUGAUGGACCCAUACAACCUGGCUAUCUGCUUCGGACCCACUCUCAUGUCCGUCCCCGAGGGCCAUGACCAGGUCUCCUGCCAGGCUCACGUCAACGAGCUGAUCAAGACCAUCAUCAUCCACCACGAGAGCAUCUUCCCGGGGCCGCGGGAGCUGGAUGGGCUGCUGUACGAGCGGGGAGGCGCCUCUGAGGAGUACUGUGACAGUCCCCAUGGAGAGCCCCCUGUGGUGGAGGGGCCUGCUCCGGACACCUCUUCCCAGCUCCAGAACAGCGAUGACGGCCACUCCCUCGUUUCAGAGUCCGAGCCCGUCGAGGCCAUCGCCCGCUUCGAUUACACAGGCCGCACCGACCGUGAGCUCUCCUUCAAGAAGGGCGCCUCCCUGCUGCUCUUCCACCGCGCCUCCAGUGACUGGUGGGCGGGCCGGCACAACGGCAUCGACGGCCUCGUGCCACACCAAUACGUCGUGGUCCAGGACAUGGAAGACGGCGUCGCCGGGAGAGGAAGUCCGAAAGCCGACGCUGAGCUGGCUGCAGAUGCAAUGCCACUGGAGGAGAAGGUGUCCACCAGGGGGAGCCUGAGCUCUCCAACUGGCGGCCACGUGGCUGAUAUUUACCUGGCCAACCUCAACAAGAUGAGGAAGCGACCGGAACCUGGGGGUCUCCGCAGGACGUUCCGGACAACAGAGGGGCUCUCGGAGAGUUGCCAGGCGACCGCCGCAGGCAGCAGGACUGCCUCCCUGCCACUUGGGGGGCCGUUGUGGGAGGGGCCCGACAAGCGGCCCAUCAGUGCACACAGCAGCCUGAACUCCAUCACCCGCCAUUCCUCCCUGAAGACCAAAGCAGAGAGCCCGCAGUUCCGCAAGGCGGCCACCGCGGGGCGCUCCAAGAGCUUCAGCAACCACCGGCCACUGGACCCAGAGGUCAUCACACAAGUGGAGCAGAGCUCCCAGGACAUUGAGGCCACCAUGAACACGGCGCUGAAUGAGCUCCGCGAGCUGGAGCGCCAGAGCAGUGCCAAACACGCCCCCGACGUGGUGUUGGACACGCUGGAGCAGCUGAAGGGCAGCCAGGGGGCGCCGGUGCCCACCUCUGAGCCGUCCAGCCCGCUACACUCACGCCUGCUGAAGGAGGCCGACACCCCCCGGAACCCUCUGCAGCGCAGCGCCAGCUCGGCCAGUGAUGUGCCCAGCACCUUCCGCCCGGGCAAAACUGCCGUCAAGGGCCCCGCCCCCAUCCCAGGGCCCAUCCGUGAGCCCCGCCCCCCUGCAACCCGCCCCAAGCCCGUGGUCUUCCCCAAGACCACCUCCGGGGGGAGUCCCGCCAUGGGUUCGCCCACCACGUCCAUGCCGCCCACACCGCCACCCCCGCCGCCCCCUGCAGACAAGUCCUGCCCCGUGUGAGCAGCAGUCCCUGGGGAGGGCAAGCAGCCAGCCUGCCGGACCAUGGACCCCCAAACUACUUUAUUAUUAUUUUCUUUUAAAAGGGACAGGAUGGAUUUCUCCAGAGACGGGGGCCACAUCCAUGCAGGGCAGUGAUUUUUGUAGGAGAGGGCCCUCGCCGUUCCUGUCGAUGUGAAGUGCUUCUGACUCGUACACCCACGCAUGGGUGCCUCAGCCCUGAAGCACGCUGCCGCUCGCCAUCAACCUUUAUUUUUCUAGAGACGCCGCAGAGGACUUUGGGGGCACUGGACAGUGCUGGGGAGGGCGAGUGCUGGCCUUGAUGGAACCUAACAAUGGACUGGGGGGUGGGGGCAUUUUUAUGAUCAGGGUGUUGAUUACAGUGCUGUAACACAAAGCUGUUUUAGGUGACUGUCUUUAUGUCGUGUGCCCCCAUCUGCCCCCCCCCCCCCCGCCAAUCACACCAGCUAACUUGUAACUUACUUCGGCCGCAUCCCCCACCGGAAGACAGUGAUGAUGUGUCCGGUUUUCUGGCAUUUUCCUCUUCGAAGUCCUGCCACCGUCUCUCUUCUUCAAAUCGCUUCUGCUUCACUGUGGCAGUCAUCACAGUUCCGGGCUGCGCUAUUGGUCGAUGACGAUCAGGCCCCGCCCCCUGCAGUGAACUUAUUCGGGCACAGUGUCCAGCUCCCAGGCCAGGGGCGGCUCGACGCCACAUGCCGGCUAGCAAACCGCUAAGCUUCUGUGAAACUCUGCCUCACUCCGGCUGCAUUAACAUAGAUUAGCAAACCUAAUGCAAGGAUAACAAACCGUAUUCAAUAGAUACAUAUUUAACUUUUCAAGUGGAAUCUGCAGAUCAAUCUUAUACAGUUUUGCCCGGCUGUGUAUUAAGGCAUUUAGAUAGAAGCACAACCUUUCAUGGAGAAUCUUCCACUGGGGAAAUGGCUGCUUUUAUAUUCUGCAUCGCUUCAGAUAUACAGUCAAGCUGUGUGUGUGUCUGUGUGCGUGCGUGAGUGUGUACAUGCAUAACAGUGUCAUACAUUUUGAAACGAUAUUUCAGGACUAGGGACUCCCACUGCGCUCCAGGGCACGUAGCUGUGGUUUCGGCAUGUCAAUUCGUAGCAGUGUGGUGACCUCACAUUCACCCAUGUCUCUCCACCCACUUCCAUUGGCCAGAGAAUUGUCCUGGUCCCAUUGCGGGUUUUUGACAUGCGUCUUUAUUGAAACCGAGCAUCUGACUCACGACUGUUACUGCGGACUCUGUCGUUUACACGAUUCAAAGCUGCCUCACCCUGAAACUGUACCUUCUUAAACUGUAACGGGCUGCGAGGUCAGUGCUGGGAAUCCAUCCGAGUGCUAAUUUCUGACUCUGAUCACUUUGCCCCUUGAUGUUCACUAGGACACAAUUGAAAGAGGAUUGUUAACCUGCGUCUCGCAUCGUGGGCCGUUGGACGAUCCUGUGACCGGGUUUGUCUUUUGUUUUUGUCCUUCCUCUGCCUUUGCCUUGACUGUACCGCCGUGUAAAUGUAUGUUCGGCCUUCCAGCCCUUGAAGAGAAGGGAGAGCGGCUGACUGUGCUGUUCUGCGGCCAGUUUAGCCGAGUGCUCCGUGGUUCAGCCAGAAGGAGGGAGGAAGGUAGAAGAGGCCCUAUAUGAGUUUCGAAAUAGUCCCAGGCCCUGCUUGUAGAUGUGGUUCAAAUAGGAUGGAUUUGAGUCAUGGGGGUUGUUCCAGACCUAGCAGGGGGGUGAGAAAAGCGAGACAGCCACUGGCCAUGUAGCUGUACAACGAGCGAUUGCAGUGAUGCCUUCUCUCUCUCUUUCUUCCUUCUCUCUCUCGUACUGUGACCACAUGCGCACAGCCUCUUAAGCCACUGUGCUGAUGGAUCCUCACUGCACAAUCAGGUGGAGGUGGCCGGCUGAUGAUCGGAGUCAUAAUGCGGAUUUCUAAAGACGCUCACUGCAGGCAUUCCACUAACAUUUUGUUCCAAAAGAGAAUUCCUGUUUGAUUUUCAUUAUUAUUUUUGAAAGAUGUUAACAGGUGGAUGUAAUAACUUGUGUGUGUAUGUGUGUAUGGCAGGAUGUGAUCGCCACGUGGUGACUCUCCUACUUAUGUAACUGGAAACUUGUGGGGGGGGAUGAGCUGGGGG